AUGGACGUGUAUCGUCAGGCGGCUGAGAUCGUCGGCAUUGUGCGCGAGGGCAACGGUACGGCCAAGGCGCUGUGUCUGCGAAAGGAUAUGCAGAAGAAGAAACAGACCUACGCUGUCGUGUGCGAGACACUGCGCCACUACGAGCUCCUCGAGGACGUGCUGGAGGUGGCAGAGUUCUUCAAGUACUAUCCUCAGGCGAACCACGAGUUUGCGAUGUGCAUGGCCUACGACGUGGUGCUCGGCAAGGGGGUCAACACCCACAACGACAGCACCGCGCGUGCCGUAUCGCACUCGGCCUCGUACCUGCGUGAGGCGUACUGGCAGGUGCGCAAGCACCACGUCAUCCCGCCGCGCAGCAGCGAAAAGUUGGACGAUGAGGUGGCGGCCGACACGGAGGGCGGUGCGAGAGGGAAGAGACGCAGCGGCGACAGCGUGUCCUCGUCCCCCUCGCUGCAGCUGCCGCGCUACGCUCGUGUCAACACUCUCAAAAUAUCAGUGGAGGAGCUGGUGAGUCGACUGCGCCGCUCCGCAGAGGUUCGCAAGCGCGCCCGUGACGCCAAGGACAAUGACGGUGACGCCGCUGCUAGCUCUCACCCGCAGCAGCAGAACGGCGACAAGCGUGCCACACGUCGCGCGUCAUCGCGGCCGCACCGCCCGCUUCCCGAGUUCACGCAAGACCCUGUUGUGCCGCAUUUGCUGGUUUUCCCACCUGGUACGGAUCUGCACGCGCACCCGGCGGUGCGCAGCGGUCAGCUCAUUCUGCAAGAUCGCGCCUCCUGCCUUCCUGCGGCGGUGUUGCUCGACGCUGUCCCUGUUGAGGUGAUCGAAGGCGAUACGGCCGGCAGCAGCAAAGGCAGAAAGAAGGCGAAGGGUGGUACGGCGCUGGGGAAGGAGAAGGGGAGGGGCAACGAGACGGAUGCGGCGGCGCGCAGGCCGCUGGAGUACGUUGUCGACGCCUGCGCCGCACCAGGCAACAAAACAACCCAGCUCGCUGCACUCGGUGCACCACAUAUCAAGAUUAUGGCGACCGAGCGUGAUGAGCGGCGUGCCGAUCUGCUGUCCAAGCGGGUGGCGUCGCUCGGCGCGGCGGACUACGUCAAUGUCGUGAGCAUGGACUUUUUCCAGCUCUCCUCCGACGACCGCGCGGCGACAGAGGGCAUCCUGCUCGACCCCAGCUGCAGCGCCAGCGGUGUCAUGACGCGCGUCGACGUGGCUCUUCAGCACCACCACCACCACCACCACGAGCAGCAGCGCAAGGGAAAGGCGCGGCAGGCCGACAGAAGGGUCUCCCUUCUUCAGGGCAGCCGGCGCGGCAGCCAUCAUGAGGAUGCGGACCGUAACGCGGCGGAAGAGGGGCAGCUGGACGACGGCGACCGCGAGGAGACCGCCAACAGCGGUGCCAUCAACCCUGCGGCACAGGGCAACGAAUUCUCAAUGAAGGAGGAGCGUGUCGAGAAGCUGGCGCGUCUGCAGCGCAAGCUCCUAGCGCACUCUCUUCUCUCCUUCGAUAACUGCCGCACCGUCGUUUACUCCACUUGCUCCGUGCACGAGGAGGAAAACGAGGAGGUGGUGCGGCAGGUGCUGGACGACGAGCGGGUAAAGGCGCGUGGGUGGCGACUGAGCAACAUUAUGCCCAACACGUGGAAGACGCGUGGCGCGGAGCGGGAGGGCGAGGAGCACCCGCUGCGCUUCACCAUCCGUUGCGAUCCGGCGACAGAGGCGACGAACGGCUUCUACGUUGCCCGCUUUGACCGCGUGUGCUGA
Messenger RNA from Leishmania major strain Friedlin, 1764 nucleotides. RefSeq lists its product as hypothetical. Gene Ontology annotation, molecular function: methyltransferase activity. The record is from RefSeq and is a predicted model, not a curated record. Bases 1 to 1764 code for a protein of 587 amino acids. The transcript has a single exon. Gene Ontology annotation, biological process: rRNA base methylation. Gene Ontology annotation, cellular component: nucleolus. Lineage: Eukaryota; Euglenozoa; Kinetoplastea; Trypanosomatida; Trypanosomatidae.